Molecule: messenger RNA, 1531 nt
Organism: Otolemur garnettii (small-eared galago)
Lineage: Eukaryota; Metazoa; Chordata; Mammalia; Primates; Galagidae
Gene: NUCB1
Product: nucleobindin 1
Exons: 13
Coding region: 117-1499 (460 amino acids)
Cellular component (GO): extracellular exosome; endoplasmic reticulum-Golgi intermediate compartment
Molecular function (GO): calcium ion binding
Source: RefSeq, a predicted model, not a curated record
UGGGGCGGGCCCGCUGUGGGAAAGUGGGCGUGACCUAAGGGGGAAAUCACCAGAAACGCACCGGAGGUCUUUGCGGGAAUAAACGCCCUCUGCGGGGAAGGAGAGAACACGCCGCCAUGCCUCCCUCUGGACCCCGUGGAGCCCUCCUUCUGUCACCGCUCCUGCUGCUGCUGCUGCUGCCUCUGCUGCGCUCUGUGCUGGCCGUUCCCCUAGAGCGGGGGGCGCCCAACAGGGAAGAGAGCCCAGCGACCGAAAGCCCCGACACAGGCCUGUACUACCACCGGUACCUCCAGGAGGUCAUCAAUGUACUGGAGACAGAUGGACACUUUCGGGAGAAGCUGCAGGCUGCCAACGCAGAAGACAUUAAGAGCGGAAAGUUGAGCCGCGAGCUGGACUUCGUCAGCCACCAUGUCCGCACCAAACUGGAUGAGCUCAAGCGACAGGAGGUGUCACGGCUGAGGAUGCUGCUAAAGGCCAAGAUAGAUGCCGAGCAGGAGCCCAAUGUACAGGUGGAUCACCUGAAUCUCCUGAAACAGUUUGAACAUCUGGACCCUCAGAAUCAGCACACAUUUGAAGCCCGAGACCUGGAGCUACUGAUCCAGACGGCCACCCGUGACCUUGCCCAGUAUGAUGCAGCCCAUCACGAAGAGUUCAAACGCUAUGAGAUGCUUAAGGAGCAUGAGAGACGCCGUUACCUGGAGUCACUGGGAGAAGAGCAGCGAAAGGAGGCAGAGAGGAAGCUUGAAGAACAACAGCGCCGGCACCGAGAGCACCCCAAAGUCAAUGUGCCUGGCAGCCAAGCCCAGUUGAAGGAGGUAUGGGAGGAACUAGAUGGAUUGGACCCCAACAGGUUUAACCCCAAGACCUUCUUCCUAAUGCAUGAUAUCAACAGCGAUGGUGUCCUGGAUGAGCAGGAACUAGAGGCCCUCUUCACCAAGGAGCUGGAGAAGGUGUAUGACCCAAAGAAUGAGGAUGAUGAUAUGCGGGAGAUGGAGGAGGAGCGUCUGCGCAUGCGGGAGCAUGUGAUGAAGAAUGUGGACACCAACCAGGACCGCCUUGUGACCCUGGAGGAGUUUCUUGCAUCCACCCAGAGGAAAGAGUUUGGGGAUACUGGCGAGGGCUGGGAGACAGUGGAGAUGCACCCUGCCUACACUGAGGAAGAACUGAGGCGUUUCGAGGAAGAGCUGGCCAUCCGGGAGGCAGAGCUAAAUGCCAAGGCGCAGCGCCUCAGCCAGGAGACAGAGGCUCUCGGGCGGUCCCAGGGCCGCCUGGAGGCCCAGAAGAGAGAACUGCAGCAGGCUGUUCUGCAUAUGGAGCAGAGGAAGCAGCAGCAGCAGGGGCACAAUGCCCCUGCCUCCAACCCUGAGGCACAGCUCAAGUUCCACCCAGACACAGAUGAUGCACCUGUCCCAGCUCCAGCUGGUGACCAGAAGGAUGUGGAGGCUUCAGAAAAGAAGAUUCUUGAACAGCAGCCCCCUGAGGUGCCCCAGCACCUGUGACCCUUCAGAGAUUCCCAACACUCCAGAUUUCU